This is a messenger RNA of Cladocopium goreaui, 6282 nucleotides long. NCBI's taxonomy places the organism in Eukaryota, Dinophyceae, Suessiales, Symbiodiniaceae. The record is from the annotation of a GenBank genome assembly.
AUGGAUGGUUGGCAAACCGAGUCGAUCGCCGCGGUAUCGACGAACAUAGAACAGGCAUACGCCCUGACGGUUCUCUUGCCGGCCUACAAUGAAGAGCUGGCCAUCGAGACGGUGCUGGCCGAAGUCGUCGAAUCGCUGGUCGGCGAAGACCUGCGUUAUGAAAUCCUAGUGGUCGACGACGGUUCGACCGAUCGCACGGCCGAGUUAGCCGAGCAGUUUGCCGAGAGUUGCUGGCAAUGUCCCGUGCGUGUGGUUCGCGCCGCAGAAAACCGCGGGGCAGGGGCCGCCCGUAAGAUCGGUGUCCGCGAAGCCCGGGGCGACGUGGUGGUAAUGCUCGAUGCCGACGGUUCGUAUCCAGCCACCGCCAUCCCCGAGCUGCUGGCGUACUUCCCGCAAUACGACCAGGUAAACGGGGCCCGCACUUCCGAGCAAGGCACUAUGCCUUGGCUGCGGGGUCCGGCCAAGUGGUUCAUCCGCCGGCUGGCUUGUUAUCUCACCGGUCAUCCCAUCCCCGAUCUCAACACCGGGCUCAAAGCCUUCAAGCGCGAGACGAUGCUCCGUUGGCUGUGGGUUGUGCCCGAUGGCUUCAGUUGCGUGACGACGAUGACGCUGGCCUUCUUAACCAACGGGUUCUACGUGAAGUACGUGCCGGUGGAGUACCGCCGGCGGAUCGGUCGCAGCAAGUUCCAUCCGGUGAAAGACACGCUGGCCUACCUCAGCACGGUAAUUCGCAUCGUGCUGUACUUCCGACCGCUCAAAGUCUUUCUACCGGCGGCCGGGGCGAUGCUUCUUGCUGGCGUGCUCAAGAGCUGCUGGAGCUUCAAGACUACCGCAUCGAUGCAAGAAUCGGACAUCGUCGUGCUCACCGCCGGCUUCAUGACCCUGAUUCUUGGAGAAACGACCGUGACCCGUGUCGCCGAUGAACUAGAGUCUUCGCCGCUUGGUACUCAGAACCGAUCCACGCGCCUUCGUGAUGAAUCGCAGCGAACACUGUACGCUCAGUCGGCACUCGCCCUGAUUCCGCGGUUGCUGAGUUGCAUCGACCGCAAUCCUUACCGGCCAACCUACGGCUGCAUGGACCGGCAGUUUUGGCACUAUCGCACAGCCGAUUUCCCUUCCGAGAUGUAUCAAGAGGGAGCCCUGGCCCUCGCGCAGGUUUACCGCUACGAGUUGCCGGGCAACCGUUGGUACGGCGAUCCGACGAUUCGCGAGCUGGCCAUUGCCGCCAUUCGAUAUGCCGCCAAGAGUUGUCAUCGCGAUGGUUCGUGCGACGACUACUAUCCUUUCGAACGAGCCCUGGGGGCGGCCGUGUUUUCGCUCCAGGCCACCACGCGGGCUUAUCAACUCUUGGAGCUCGACGAUCCGCAGAUCGAGGCAUGGUUUCGCCUGCGAGCCCAGUGGCUGAUCGACAACGAUGAGUCGGGGCGGCUCUCGAACCACCAGGCCCUGGCUGCACUUACCUUAGAACGUGUGUACAAAAUCACAGGCGACGUUCAAUUCCAACAAGCCGCUGCGAAACGUAUAUCGAAGCUGCUCUCCUGGCAGUCGGACGAAGGUUGGUUUGACGAGUAUGGCGGGGCCGACCCCGGCUACCAGACGGUCACGAUCGACUGCCUGGCCAAGUACCGAGCAAUGACCGGAGCAACCUGGUUCGACGACGCUCUUGAGCGAGCUGUAAAAUUCUCCCAUGCCUUCCUGCAUCCAGACGGCAGCUACGGCGGGCCGUAUGGCAGUCGCGGCACGAUGCACUUCUACCCACACGGUUUCGAGUUGCUCGCCGGUACCAACCCUACGGCCGCAACCAUGGCCGACGGCUUUCUGCAGGCCUUGCAGCAUGGCACUGUUGCCUGCUUCGACGAUGAUCGGCUUGUCGCCCACCGAUUGGGCAACUUGAUCGAAGCCUAUCUCGACUGGCAGCCGGAAGUGCCGGUCGGUGAGGAAACUCCCUCUGCAUCGCCGAUCGAGCAGUUUUCAAAAGCGGGAAUCUGGGUCCGUCGUGAGCCUUCAACGCACACGGUCAUCUCAACCGCGCGGGGCGGCACGUUCAAGCACUUUGCUAAGGGUGAGCAUGUCACGACCGAUGCCGGGCUGAUCGUCGAAACCGAAGAUGGACGGCUGGCAGUGUCGCAGAUGCAAGAUAUCGAGCGAGAGGUACAAACCAAAUCAUCCUCGCACGUCGAGACACUCACCGUACAGGGUCAGCUCAGUUGGACAAAUUACGAGACGGCGACUCCGCUGAAGUUCAUUGCCCUCCGCUCGUUCAUGCUGCUGGUGGGUCGCUGGUGCCGAACCUUCGUACGCAAGUUGCUGCAGCAAAGGUUAAUCACCGGUCGCCGACCGUGCCCGAUCCGACUGGCGCGAACUUUCGAGCUGCUCUCCACAGCCAGUUCUGAAGAACGUCCAUCUGCUUCGCUCCGCGUGACCGACACAAUUGAGCUGCUCGACGCGAAGCUGCGCAUCCGGCGGAUGAGCUUCGGCACCGAUCACGAAUCGGCCUAUGUGGCCGCCACCGGGGUCUAUCAACCGGCCGUGCUCUCGCCCUGGUUUGGGCUCGACCAAUACGUGGAAGCAUUAAACCGUUGGAUCGCAUGCCUUACGCCGAUUGGCGUGGGCGAAGCAGUACGACAGACCUUGGCCGCUUCGGCCUUGAACCUCGUACUACCCGCUAAACUGGGCGAUCUCUCCAAGGCUGGCAUGUUGCCAGUUGACGAGCCCAAGCAGCGGGCCGUCGCGAUGUAUCGGGCCACGGCAGAAAAGCUGACCGACGUGGCGAUCCUCGCCCUGUUCGUCGUCUGCGGUGCGGUGGGGCUCAGCAGCCUGAGCAUCGCCAUCGGUGGUGCGGCAUUGUUCUGUGUGGCGUGCAUCGUCCGGCGCGGUGAUUCUCCGGUUUUAAUCACCGCACGUCUGUGGAUGCUGCUGCUUGCUUGGACGGCCGUACUGUGGACGCUGCACCUUACGCAGUUGCAUCUGUUUCUGCAUGCGGCCGGCGUCACGGUGCCGUGGGAGACGACCACUGCCAGAAUGCCUUUGGCCAUCUUUGCCGGGCUACUACCGGUUUCAUUCUGCGGCAUUGGUACCCGCGAUGCGGCCCUAGUAACCGUGUUCUCUGACAUUGCCCCGGCAGCUCCGAUGCUGGUGGUCGGCAUGCUUACCGCACUGCGCUACUUCAUCCCCGGCGCGAUCGGCAUCGCUUUGCUUGGUGGCUAUCUUCCUAAGCUUUCUGCAACCUCGUGGCGAGGGCCACUUUUCUGGAAAAGAUUGCGGGUUGGAGAACCCUUGCGGCCGACAAUAGUUGUGCCGGCUGGUGAAAUGCGCCGGAGUUGGUUUUUGGGGCUUCAUGCAAUCGCGGGGUUCAUCAUGCGUCGACAACUUUGGGCACUGGUCGUCAUCAUGGCCGCCACGGUGUCGGUUGGCAGCGGAUGCUCCACGUGUUUGAGUCCGUACGACUACUGCGGUCCAGUGUUCGCUGGAGGUGAGUGCGAGACGUGCCUGGUGCACGAACGCGUUGGCUCGGUCAUCGCCGAUCCUGGAAUCGGGGUCUGGGGUGAACUCAGCCCUGCUCCUUCCAGCCGAACUCCGCGUGAAGCGACUCCGGAAGACGACAAUCCAUCGUUUGAAGACAUGCCAAUUCCGGACGACGACGAGACCAUUCCAUUCCCAGGCGGCCCGCGCGAGAUGGUCGAACCCAUCUCCACAUUCCCGCGUGGCCUUCGUCUGCACCGCCUGCGCGCGAUGGCUACCACUGCGGAAAGCUCCCCACGCAACGAAGAGGAACAUCACGACGUUGUGAUGACUCAAACCCCACCGAGCACGGUGGGAGGGAUUCUACGUCGCUUGGGGCCAGGUUUGAUCAUCGCCGCCUCGAUUGUGGGCUCGGGCGAGCUGAUCAUGACGACCAAGACCGGAGCCGAAGCCGGUUACUGGUUGUUGUGGCUCGUCAUCAUCGGCUGCGUCAUCAAGGUCUUCGUGCAGAUCGAGUUCGGCCGUUUCGCGCUCACUCAAGGCAAGACUUCACUGCAAGGCAUGGAUGAAGUCCCCGGUCCCCGGCUUCGCGUGAACUGGCUGGUGUGGUAUUGGGUGGUCAUGUUCGUCGUGGGGCUAGGCCAACUCGGUGGGAUUCUGGGCGGCGUCGGGCAAUCGAUGGCGAUGACUGUGCCCAUCAGUGGCGAUUACAACGCUUUUCUGCAUGUCCGCGCUGCACAAGUUGAAUUCGACGAUGCCGUCACGGCCGCCGUCGUGGCUGGUGGGCAGGGGGCCGAUCGAUCGGAAGCUGAACAGACCGUAGCCGAACAACUCGGCCCCCGUCCCGAGUUACCGCCACAUCGCGACGAUACCUAUUGGUGCAUCAUCAUCGCGGUUAUCACGUCGUUGCUCUUAAUCAACGGGCGCUACGCGGUGAUCCAAACGGUGGCCACUACGCUGGUCGUGUUCUUCGUGAUCAUCACCUUCGCCAAUCUUGGCAUCCUCCAGACGGAACCGGCAUGGAGGACAAGUUGGGCCGACGUUCGUCAUGGUCUCAGUUUUUCACUGCCGCCGAACUCAGAUACCGCGGUCGUAACGGCACUGGCUGCCUUCGGAAUCAUUGGCGUGGGGGCCAGCGAAUUGGUGGCCUAUCCCUACUGGUGCUUGGAAAAAGGCUACGCGCGUUUCACCGGCCCCAGAGAUGAAAGCCCUCAAUGGGCCCAACGCGCGCGUGGUUGGUUGCGCGUGAUGCACUGGGACGCCUGGUGCUCGAUGGUGAUCUACACCUUUGCCACCCUCGCGUUUUACAUCUUGGGUGCGGCCGUACUAAGUCGGGCCGGAAAUAUCCCGUCGAAUGACGCGUUAAUUCGCACUCUGGCCGACAUGUAUGUGCCCGUGUUUGGUGAGUUUGCCGCACCGAUGUUCCUGCUCGGCGCUUUCGCGGUGCUGUACUCCACGUUCUUCGUUUCCACCGCGGGGAACUCUCGCAUGGCGGCCGAUGCCCUGCGGGUUUACAGAAUCAGCGGGGCCGACGUCGAAAGCCGCCGCCGCUGGGUUCGCAUUUUCUGUGGGGCGUUUCCAAUCGUUUCGCUGACAAUCUUCCUUCUGUUCCCGCAACCGGUCACAUUGGUGGCGAUCAGCGGGCUCAUUCAAUCGACGUUGCUGCCAAUGCUCGGCGGAGCAGGGUUGUACUUUCGCUAUCGUCGCUGCGACCCUCGAAUCAAACCGGGGCGAUUCUGGGAUACCAUGCUCUGGAUCUCAGUCGGAGGGUUGCUCAUCGCCGGCGGAACCGACUGUGUCAGUUGUUCAUUCUGUGGGUCGAAUCCGUUGAGCAGUUUGCGACUCAUCUUACUGGUGCUGGGACCGAUUCCCAUCUUGCUCUGCUCAUGGUCAGCAUCGCACUGGGUGCGACCCACGAGCACCAAGGUAGCUGCGAGCAACACACUGGUGUUCGACCUGAGUCGAGGGCCGGCAAGCGAUGCUGGUGUCUUCGGCGACAUGCUCACGGCAGAGUUCGUUGAUGAAACCUUGGACGCCGCAUGUCGGCGACGCGGAAGGCAGCUUGCCGCCCGACUGGGUCCACACUGCAACCACAUCGUUCGAGUUCCUUUUGUAAUUGCCGGCGACCUUCCGACCGAGGCACUCGAUGGUUGGUACCACCGAACCAUCGACCCCGCCGCGCAAGCCCUCUGGGCGAACUAUUUCGAUAAGCGGCCGGAUGAACCGAUCGUUGUGUUGCUAUUCAACGGAACUGAGAGCUACGACCAUUACAGCCACGCUUUGUUUGGCGAUGAGGGUAUCUCGGUCUUCGGCUAUUACAAGCCGCGUCAACGCACGUUGGUGAUGAACAUUUCGACCGGCGGGGGAACGCUCCUGCAUGAACUCACCCAUGCCCUGGCCGACUUCGACUUUCCCAAGAUUCCCGAUUGGCUCAACGAAGGUCUGGCGUCUCUGCACGAACAAGCGCGAUUGACCGAUGCCCCGCCCCGCAUCGAGGGCUUACUCAACUGGCGAUUGCCGGUGCUCCGCGAUGCAAUUGAUCGCGAUCGACUGCGUACGCUCGAAGAGCUAACCACCGACGAUGACUUCCGUGGAACCGACGAAGGCGUGAACUACGCACACGCUCGAUACUUCUGCCUCUACAUGCAGCAGCAGGGAGUCCUUCGUGACUAUUACCGCAUCUUCCACGCUUCCCGCGCGCAAGACCCCACCGGAGCCGAUUGUGUGUUGGAAGCCUUUGAUGGGAUAUCCUGGCAGGAGUUAGAUGCCUCAUUCCGGCAAUGGGUCGCCGGGCUGGAUGGCCCACCGCAGGACGGCUGA